UUUUUUGGGAAAACACUAAAGAACCUACGCUCAAAAAAUUUUUGGAUUUUCGGCUUCGUUCCGGUGACUUAGAGGAUAUGCAAACCGAGCAUAAUAAUUACAAGAAUGAGUUGUUAACCAUUAGUUCGUAUUAUGCCAAAAUAUCUGAAAUUGGGGAAAAAUAUUGGGAAAGACUGCUUGUUUGUUGGUGUGCACAUCUUCCAAUGGUGUGUCGUGCAUAUAGUUUAAUGGACUUACUUUGCGAUCUGCUUGUUCGUAAAGGAAAAAAACUGCUUGUUGGUCCAGAAUGGUCCUCGUGGACUACCUUUCGAUCUGCUUAUGGUAUCAUUGAAGUCAGUUUAAAUGCGACGGACUUGGAGAUUGGUUUGAUGGAAGUUGUUGGUAGUGCAAUUGAAAUUGACUUUAAAAAACUAGGCGAGGACACUGAAAAAGUCUUCAAAGCAAUGCAAAUCUCCAUGUUCUAUCAGAGACUAUAUUUCCUUCAACGUGGAGCCACUGAAGAUAAAAUCAAAUGCAUAGAAAGUUACGGAAUUGUAGUAUAUCAACGUGUAAUUACCAUUUAUACAAUGCAUCGCAUACCAGAAGGAAUAUACAUUGUUGAUAUACUUAUGCAAUUCUCUAUUCCUGAGAUCAAAAAUGAUUUCUACAUGAUCAAAGAACUUAUUGAAAAGAUUUAUUUCUUCAAGAUUCGUAUUAUGGAAUACUAUACAAAAAUGCGAGCGAUCAUACAGAAUCCAAGUAGAACAUAUAUUCAAACAAAAGAAUUACCAACUGAGGCAUCACCAUCAAAGACGUCAAAGAAGAUAUUUGAAAUUUAA
Molecule: messenger RNA, 818 nt
Organism: Scutellospora calospora
Lineage: Eukaryota; Fungi; Glomeromycota; Glomeromycetes; Diversisporales; Gigasporaceae
Source: the annotation of a GenBank genome assembly